Molecule: messenger RNA, 2770 nt
Organism: Neodiprion fabricii
Lineage: Eukaryota; Metazoa; Arthropoda; Insecta; Hymenoptera; Diprionidae
Gene: Lfg
Product: protein lifeguard 1-like
Exons: 6
Coding region: 218-1225 (335 amino acids)
Cellular component (GO): membrane
Source: RefSeq, a predicted model, not a curated record
AUGCACUCAGCAUUCGUGGCUGAUCAACAUUACGAUAAACGUUCACGAUUCGUUAUAAGUCUGUAGUCGACACGAUACGGAAUUACGGUGGGUACGUCAUACUUGCGCUCUUGUGAAGUGUAAAAGUGUGCGAUUUUCUACGCUGUAUAUUCGCGACCGAUACCAUUGCAUUGAUUAAAAAAGUAAAUAGUACAAGGAGCUAUAAGAGUUCGAUACGAUGUCAACGUGGCAGCAAACACCUGGGACUGGAUACUAUCCAGGACAACAAGGACCAAAUACUGGAUAUCCAUCUCAAAACCCAGGAUAUCCACCUCAAAAUCCUGGAUAUCCUCCUAGUCAAGGAUACCCACCACCACAAGACGGCUAUAAUCCAGGAUAUCCACCUGCCUAUCCAGGAGGGAACCCACCAGCUGCCGGUUUUGUACCACCAAUGAAUCCACCGUACGGUCAAGUACCAACAAAUUCUGGGACACCGUUUACUCCGCCACCCAUGCAGGCGGGUAUGUACGGCACAAGUUAUGCUGAAGACCCCAUGCAGGAUGAAAUCAAAGGAUUUGAUUUUAGCGAACAAUCUAUAAGACGUGGAUUCAUCAGAAAAGUAUAUGCAAUAUUAAUGGUCCAACUUCUUAUCACCAUUGGAUUUAUCGCUCUGUUCCUUUUCCAUCCUGGUACUAAGCACUGGUUUAGCCGACAUACAUAUGUAUUCUAUAUAGCGCUGAUUGCCACAUUUGUUUUACUAAUUGCAAUGAGUUGCUGUUCGAGCUUGAGGCGCCAGGCUCCAAUGAACUACAUAUUUCUACUUUUGUUCACUGUUGCCGAGGGAAUAGUUUUGGGUGCUGCAUCAUCCACAUACCAAGUUGACGCGGUUUUGAUGGCAGCCGGUAUAACAGCAGUCGUUUGUUUUGCCUUGACAAUUUUUGCUUUCCAAACAAAAUGGGAUUUCACCUUGCUCAGCGGAGUUCUCUUCGUUGCCGUAAUAAUUCUGUUAGUAUUUUCGAUAGCUGCAUUCUUCGUCAAAGGCAAAAUCUUCACUCUAAUUUACGCCUCAUUGGGUGCGCUUAUUUUCUCUGUGUAUCUUGUUUUUGAUACGCAAUUGAUGAUGGGUGGCAAACACAAGUAUUCCAUUUCCCCCGAGGAAUAUAUUUUCGCUGCUCUGAACCUGUAUCUUGACAUUGUUAACAUCUUUAUUUACAUUCUAACCAUCAUAGCCGCUUCUCGUGAUUAGUUUAAAAUAACAUGAUUCAUAAUAUUUGCAAACUCGGAUUUCGACUUGAAAGGAGUUCAUAAUACUUUGAUAAUAAAUCGCGUUUUGAUAACUACUGCAACGUGUUAUGCACAUAGCAAAGAUUGUGUAUUUUUAUAAAUACACGUCAACAGUUCCGUAAGCAUGUCUGCAAAACAAGGACUGAGUGAGCUAAAUAAAGCAUGGAUGUCGUUGUUGAACCUUAUUAUUUUACCAGUCUGUUAUUGUUCUUACAUGAAUAAAUUCUAAAAAAAUACAUAUUUUGAUAAUUUAUAAGCGAAUGCUGAUGUAUGUAUGUAACCCAAGUCGGCGUAAAGAAGUGCUUAUUGCGCGAGUCGAAAUAACCUAUAUGGUCAAUCUCAUUUUAAUCGAUUCUGUAUUCUACUGUGUUUGCUAAUUAUCCUGAAUUUUUGUUGUUACAUCUUGUCGGGUCAAUGCGAUUGUUCGCCUUGUCUCACGUGACAUUAUUGCCAAACGAUUAGUGUUAAAUUCGUUGGUUGAUGGCAGGGUGAUUACAUUCCUUUUAAUUUUCGUUAUUAAAGAAUGGCCGAUCAUUCAAUUUGUUGAUAAUGUUUAAUAUUAGUUUUGCCCUUUUUCAACCAAUCAUUCGCAAUUAAUUAGUUGGGUCAGGGCCGCACCUUCAUUUCCUUUGGCUCGGCUAUUAAGAGUAUUUUUUUUUUUUUGUUGGGGGAAGGGGGUUUUUCUAGCAUGGUGUCCGGUGUUUCUGAAAGUCCCUGAGGUCCUAGAGAUAUCCUUGAAUUUUUCUUGUGUCUUAGAAAUAUUCUAUAUUUAAGGUUUGCUGCGAAUGAUAUAUUUAUUUGUGUUCACUAAGUAAAUGUUUUUAAAAAGUCGAUUCCUGCCUCGAAUCGCGUUUUUCGUUUUUCCUUACUAACAUGUGUAGUAGAAAUAACGUACAUCUUGUACGUUGCGCCGAUUAUGUACAGUGCCUUCUGCACUCUGCAUUCGUUGUAAUUCUACUUUUCCUGAGUGUCCUGGAAUUUGUUACGGAUAUUUUACCGGAUACCAUGUCUAGGAAUCGAUUAGUUACCAUUACCCAUUUUCAUUUGAAAUUGCAUACGUGGAAUAAGGCAUACAAAUAACUUUUCUAUUUUUUCAUUUCUUUCUCUUUGACAUAGACUUUCUUCUUAUCAGUUUAGGUUUAAAUAUAAACUAGUGUAAACUUCAGAUUGAGUUUCAGCAGAGUUUAUAAUUGGAUCUUUAUAUUUAAGAAAACCUUUGGCAAUGUAGAAUUGAAAAUGUUAUAUUUAUAUAUUUAUGUAUUUCAGUAAUGAGUGAGGUACUUUUGAAUAAUACAGCUAUGUAAGUUGCAGAUGUAAGGUAGCGUAUACUUAUUACUUGGUUUUCACAACCUUUUCACAUAUUCUUAUGAAGUAAGCAUAUGUAGUAAUUUAAUGUAAAUGAUUUUCAUCGAUGUUUGUAACUUGGACUAAUGUAUUAAUCGAUCUGGUGUCCAAUCGUAUUAUUGAAUAGCAUAGGUGAUUAUAAUAAAAGAAAAAGUUAAAUAUA